Fusarium oxysporum Fo47 is the source of this 948-nucleotide messenger RNA. RefSeq lists its product as uncharacterized. Gene Ontology annotation, molecular function: hydrolase activity. NCBI's taxonomy places the organism in Eukaryota, Fungi, Ascomycota, Sordariomycetes, Hypocreales, Nectriaceae. The record is from RefSeq and is a predicted model, not a curated record. The transcript is spliced from 2 exons. Bases 1 to 948 code for a protein of 315 amino acids.
AUGGCGACCCAAGUUCUCACCAAGUCCACCAAAGCUGAGCUGUUCCCAAAUGGCGGCUGGGAUACCCACCACCAUAUCUUCGAGCCGUCCACCUUUUCCUAUAGCCCAACCCGUCAUUUGACGCCCCCAGCCGCAACAGUCCAGUCCUUCAAGACCUUCCGACAGAAACUUGGCAUCACCAAUUCCGUGCUUACCCAUGGGCUAUCGUACGGUGAUGACUGUACUUCGCUCAAGACUUUCGUCACCCAGCUGGGAAAGUCUAGUACAUCAGGCGUUGGUGUCAUUGACCCAGAGAAUACUACUGAUGACGAAAUACGAGAUAUGCAGGUCGCAGGAAUUUGUGGUCUUCGUGUGAAUCUCUAUCACUAUAACGCGAUGGAAGACGUAGAACUCCAGAAAAAGACUCUCCGUGCGUACCUUGGACGGGUAACACGUUUGUCACUUUCUUGGAGUCUCACAAUGACAACAAUCCGAACCGACUUCUGGGACACUCUGGCGACGUUUGUGCGAGAGGAAGUUGCUCCAACAGGUCGGCCCCUCAUCACAGAUCAUUUCGGACUACUCAAGGCGCCGAGUAUGCUUCCAGCUCAGUACCGACAAGACCCAACUCAACAGCCAGGAUUCGCACCCAUUCUACGACUCGUCAAAGACGGUCUUCUCUAUGUGAAACUCAGCGCUCCAUACCGCGUCAGCGAGCAGAGUCCACACUACAGCGAUCUGAAGUUCCUUGUACGAGCUCUUGUUGAGGCGAAUCCACGACAGGUCAUUUGGGGUAGUGACUGGCCGCAUACCCCGAGGAUGAAGGUGCGAAGUCAUGAAGAAGCUAUGAAAGAGACACCAUUCUUGGAGGUAGAUGAUGAAGCGUGGCUAUGGAGUUUGCGGGAGUGGUUGUCGGACCAAGAAUGGCACAUGUUGAUGGUCGAUAACCCAAAGAGAUUGUUUGGCUAG